Molecule: messenger RNA, 3270 nt
Organism: Labrus mixtus (cuckoo wrasse)
Lineage: Eukaryota; Metazoa; Chordata; Actinopteri; Labriformes; Labridae
Product: periostin-like
Exons: 25
Coding region: 135-2681 (848 amino acids)
Biological process (GO): cell adhesion; extracellular matrix organization
Cellular component (GO): extracellular matrix
Molecular function (GO): cell adhesion molecule binding
Source: RefSeq, a predicted model, not a curated record
UCUUGUGUCAUUUUUUUGUUUGGGGGGGUUGCAAGUGUGUGUAUGUGUGUGUGUGUUUCUGUGAGUGUUUUUUAAGGACAGGAGCAGUGCGUGUUUGUGGCCCUUGCAGGACAGAGGACUGAUAACUCUCCAGGAUGCAUCAGCUGACAGUGUUGACCUUGGUGCUGGUGGCUCUCUGCUCUUUAAGGAGCGUGGAUUCUUCAGCAUACGACAAGAUAGUCACACACAGCCGCAUACGGGCCAGGAAGGAAGGACCCAAUGUGUGUGCUCUGCAGCAGGUCCUGGGGACUAACAAGAAGUACUUCAGCACAUGUAGGAACUGGUACAAAGGCACCAUCUGUGGAAAGAAGGCUGUGGUCCUUUAUGAGUGCUGUCCUGGGUACAUGAAGCUGGAGGGCAUGAAAGGAUGCCCUGCAGUGGCUCCCAUCGACCAUGUGUAUGGUACUCUCGGGCUCGUAAAGGCUACAACAACACAGCAAUACACUGACAUGUCCAAGCUGAGAGAGGAAAUUGAAGGCAAAGGUUCCUUCACCAUGUUUGCACCCAGCAAUGAAGCCUGGGAUCAGCUGGCACCUGAAAUGCGGUCUGCACUGGAGAGCAAUGUAAACAUCGAGCUGUACAACGCACUUCACUUCCACAUGGUGAACCGUCGAUUUCUAACCAAAGACCUGAAGAACGACAUCACUGUCACCUCCAUGUACAACGAUCUGGGGCUCUACAUCAACCACUACUCAAAUGGGAUCGUAACAGUGAACUGUGCCAGGAUCAUUCAUGGUAACCAAGUUGCAACCAACGGUGUGGUGCAUGUUAUUGACCGGGUCAUCGGCUUUGUGAGCAACACCAUCAAGGGCGUCCUGGAUGUCAACGAUGACCUCUCCUCCUUCAGUGCUGCAGCGUUGGCGUCUGGUAUGAUGGACAAACUUGACCAGCCAGGACACUACACUUUGUUUGCCCCAACUAAUGACGCCUUUGACAAACUAGCCCCGGGUCACCUGGAGCGCAUCAUGGGAGACAAGGAUGUAAUUGCAGCUUUGGUGAACUACCACCUGCUCAACAGUGUGCAAUGCUCUGAGGCAAUCAUGAGUGGGACCACAUAUGAGACGGCAGAAGGCAGCACCAUAGAGAUCGGCUGUGAUGGCGACAGUCUGACGGUCAACGGUAUCAAGAUGGUGCUGAAGAAGGACAUCGUCACAACCAACGGUGUUAUCCACCUCAUCGAUAGAGUGCUCAUCCCCGACUCAGCCAAGGAGGUCAUGGAGUUGGUGGGAGAAACCCAGAGCACCUUCAGCGACAUGGUGUCUGAGUUGGGAUUAGCCGCCGUUUUGGGUCCGAAGAGAGAGUACACACUACUGGCUCCUGUCAACACUGCAUUCACAAAGGAGGUGAUGUCCACAGAUCAAAGCUUUUUGAAAUACAUUUUGGAAAACCACAUCCUCAAGUUAAAAAUCACACUGAAUGAACUCUACAACGGACAGCUGCUGGAAACAUUGGCCGGCAAACUGCUCAGAGUCUUCAUUUACCGCACGGCUGUGUGCAUAGAAAAUGCCUGUAUGAUGCGUGGAGGUAAAGAGGGAAGUAACGGAGCGCUCCAUGUGAUGAAGUCACUCAUCACACCUGCUGAGAAAACCAUCUACCAGCUUCUGGUCGUUGACGGACGCUUCAAGAUUUUCCUGUCACUGAUGGAGACAGCAGGUCUGACUGAUCUGCUCAAGCAGGAGGGCUCCUACACCAUCUUCGCACCCACUGACGAUGCCUUUGAGGGCCUCUCUAGAGAAGACCUCACUCUGCUCAAAAGUGAUCUGAAUGCUCUGAGGGUCAUUCUGCUGUACCACUUCAGUAAUGGCGUCUUCAUUAAUGGAGGAUUAGAAGGGGGAGUCACCAAUCUGCUUAAAACCAUCCAGGGAAACAACCUGCAAGUCAUGUCUGUUAAUAACUCUAUUCUUGUCAACUCCGUGGGGGUUCCAGACAGUGACCUGAUGGCAACAAAUGGUGUGAUCCAUGUGGUGAAGAAUGUUCUCUAUCCUGCUGACCUUCCUGUGGGCCGCCAGGACCUCCUGGUUCUCCUGAAGAAGCUGAUUAAAUACAUCCAGAUUAAGUUUGUUUCUGGAUUUUCUUAUUCUGAGAUCCCACUCACCUUCAUCAUCUCCGAUACAACAAAGGUGACCAGAGUGAUUGAAGGAGAACCGUCCAUCACCACGAGAGUCAUUGAAGGUGGAGAUCUUAAUGUUGAUGCAGAGAGAAUAGCAGAUGAGAUUACCAGGGUUGUCCAGGGCGACCCCUCCAAAACAGAGGUAACCAGGGUCAUCCAGGGUGACCCUUCCUUUAAAAAGGUUACCAGGGUCAUCAAGGGCAAGCCUUCACAACCUACAGUAACCAGGGUGAUUGAUGGACAGUCUUCUACCAAAGUCACGAGAGUCAUUGAAGGCGGAGAUCUUAAUGUUGGAAGGAGAGUAGCAGGUGGAGCCAGAUUCACUGCAGGGAGCGAACCUCAUAUCAUUGAGGUCCCGGACCUCACAGGAAUCACCACUAUCCAUGGCAAUCCUAAUCUGAUUGAUGAGGAAUCAGAGAGGAUUACCAAAAUCAUUCAAGAGGGAGGAAAAUUCGCUGCUGCCAGGAAAGCUCCAGCUGGAAUAAGAAGGAAAGCAAGGCUGGUCAGGCGUCACCACAAGACAAGGCAGUAAAUCCAGAGAGAAAACACCUUUGGGCUCACCGCAAAGACUGAAUGCAUCUCCUGUGCUCUUGGUCAAGCCCAGGAGGAUAGAAAAACUGUGGACCAAUAGAGAGAGACAAGAUCCAUCUGUAUUUCUUUGGCCAAACCAAACAAUUGGAAUGAUUGUUUAUUAUUCCAUCUGGAAUAUUCUGUAUGCGAUAGGCAUGGUGUGUAAUAACAAUGCAAUAUAAGAAAAACUUCAAGUACAUAACCUAAGUGUGCAAGGGAAAUAUUCAUGGGGUAGAUGGUGUGAGAUGUAUUCUACCAACUUUUUUGUAAAGUUUUUCUUUUCUUUAGAAAUGUUACUUUGUUAACAGAUUACUUUGGAUGAUUUUUGUAUGAUUUCUAUUGUGCUCGCAUUCUGUGCGAUUGAUGAAUACUAAUGAUUACGACAAAUGAUACAGUGUCAGUGUUUUACAACCAUUAGAUACUGUGCUGUACCUCUGUAAAUUAUCUCAUGAUCAUUAAAGAUACAGUACAUUUUUAUAAAGUUUCAGUUAUUCUUUCACAUUUAUUUACUGACUCCAUUAAACAAAAAGGUUUUACGCUGUUGAAGGUGA